This is a messenger RNA of Selaginella moellendorffii, 2131 nucleotides long. Its product is annotated as phosphoinositide phospholipase C 2. The transcript has 9 exons. The record is from RefSeq and is a predicted model, not a curated record. Bases 150 to 1991 code for a protein of 613 amino acids. Gene Ontology annotation, biological process: lipid metabolic process; phosphatidylinositol-mediated signaling. NCBI's taxonomy places the organism in Eukaryota, Viridiplantae, Streptophyta, Lycopodiopsida, Selaginellales, Selaginellaceae. Gene Ontology annotation, molecular function: phosphatidylinositol-4,5-bisphosphate phospholipase C activity.
GACGGGGUGAAUAUUCUCGGCUCGGAUAGGACUAUCCUACUCCUUGAGCUUUACUUUUACGACAACGCGCAUCUAUCGGAGUCACAGAGCGAAGCCGGCGGCCUGUUCCUUUUCUCAAAUUGUUAGUAAGUUGGUAUCUCGCGUGCACCAUGUGCAAGUUUUUGUGCUCCAAAUCGAAUGAGAAGGGGAAGAUGAAUGCCACCGAGAAGCCGGAGAAGCACAAAUACAAGCUAUGCGGAUGCAUCGGUAGGAGCUUCAGGAUGACAUCCCUGUCAGCCCCAAAGGAUGUCGAGGAUAUUUUUGUCAAGUACGCGCAGAAUGGCAUCAUUGGGGCUGCGCAGUUGCAACAGUUCUUGGUAGAAGUCCAGGGCGAGAAAGACGCGACUCUCAAACAAGCCGAGGAAAUUAUAGCUGCCCAGCAUCGUGAAAGUCAUGUCAUCCAUGUCUUGCAUCGGCAAGGCUUCAACCUCAACACGUUUCUACAAUAUCUUCUCAAUCCUCAACUCAAUCCUCCGAUCAACCUCAGCGUCCACCAUGACAUGACCAAGCCAAUGUCACAUUACUACAUUUCUACUGGACACAAUUCUUACCUGACUGGGAACCAGCUGAGCAGUGCCUGUAGCGAGGUGCCAAUUAUCAAGGCACUUCAGAAAGGAGUACGUGUCGUUGAGUUGGAUCUUUGGCCGAAUGAAGAUGCGGAGGACAAGGUCAAUGUUCUUCAUGGGCGGACACUUACGACACCAGUGGAUUUCGAGAAAUGCAUAGUCGCAAUUAAAGAGCACGCGUUUGAAGCAUCAGAAUUCCCCUUGGUUAUAACUUUGGAAGAUCAUUUAACUCCUGCACUCCAAGCCAAAGCUGCAGAGAUAAUCACGCGAAACUUAGGAGACCUGCUUUAUCUUCCCGAUGCACAGACGACUUGCAUUGAAUUUCCAUCGCCUGCGUCGCUCAAAAAGCGCAUUUUAAUUUCCACCAAACCUCCAAAAGAGUAUCUGGCAGCGGUAGAGCCACCAAAAGAUGUUAUUCAUCCGAAGGACGGGGCCUGGGGAGAGGACAUCCCAGAUUACAAUGAACAAGUCGAGCAAGGUGCUGAAAAGGCUUCUCCACCCGCGGCACCCGAUGCAGAUACAAACGAUUCAGACGACGAUGACUCUAUAGGCAAGAAAACGGCCCCCGAGUACAAACGGAUCAUCACAAUCCGUGCCGGAAAGCCAAAAGGAGUACCAAUGAAAGAAGCUAUGGCGGCAAAGGAAGACAUAGUGAAACGCUUUAGCGUGAGCGAGCCUCAACUGGAGAAGAUUUGCAAGAACCACCCCCUUACUGUGAUCAACUUUACCAGCCGGAACUUCUUACGAGUGUAUCCGUAUGGCCUUCGUUUUAACUCUUCAAACUAUAAUCCUUUCGUCGCGUGGUCGCACGGAGCUCAAAUGGUGGCAUUCAACAUGCAGGGGUAUGGUAGACCUCUGUGGAUCGUGCAUGGAUUCUUUAAAGCAAAUGGUCGCUGUGGAUACGUGAAAAAGCCAGAUAUGUUUCUUCCAAAUGAAUCAGGAGGCCCGGUUUACGAUCCUGCCAAAGCGGCAAGCGUCAGAACGAGGCUCAAGAUCAAGAUCUUCAUGGGGCUUGGCUGGCUUGAAAAAUUCGGCAAGAGACACUUCGACAACUUCUCCCCUCCGGAUUUCUAUGCAAGAGUUGGAAUCGCUGGCGUCCCUGCAGACCAGAAGAUGCGACGAACCAAAGCGAUCGAAGACGACUGGCAUCCAAAGUGGGACGACGAAUUCGAGUUCAAGCUCACAUUCCCGGAGCUGGCUGUGCUACGUCUCGAAGUCCACGAGUAUGACAUGUCCGACAAGGACGAUUUCGGGGGCCAGCUUUGUCUCCCGGUUUCGGAGCUCAAGACCGGCCUGAGGCACGUCACCCUGUGCGACAAGCGGGGCGACGAGCUCUCUGGAGUGAAGCUGCUGCUACAAAUCACACGGAACGAUUCUCCAGUGUGAGAAUGAGAAGAGAAUCGUGAGAAGGUCACUGGAGUGAUGAGAAGGCAAGCAUGGAGAAGAGAAACAAGAAAAGUGUGAAUAAAACCUGGGUUUUGGUUGGUUUUUACAAAAAUCUAUGGAGAGAAUGAUCUAAGUGACAA